AUGACAACGAGGAAAGCCAGCAGUGUGGCGGACACGGUGACUACCUCCUCCACCAACCACCAGCAGCACCAGUCGAGGAGCGGGAGUCCCAACAGCGGCGUCCAGGCGUCCGAGGCGGCGGGCGGAGGGGCGGAGAUGUUCGGGGAAUUUCAGGACUGGUGCUUGCGGACGUACGGGGACUCCGGGAAGACCAAGACCGUGACCCGACGUAAAUACCACAAAAUCCUCCAGACCCUGAUCCAGGGGGAUGAAGAGAACAGCAACGGGGUGUUCAUGCACGAGAAAAGCAACAGCCACAUCAACGCCAAAUUCAAAUUCUGGGUCAAGUCCAAAGGCUUCCAGGUCGGGACGCUGCAGGACAGCAAGAACGGGUCAUCGGACCGACCGGUGCUGUACGUCCCCAUCAAGGCGACGUGUGUGGAUGGAGUCUCGGGGAUGGACUCGUCCCUGAAGCGUGUGGCGGUGGUGGAGGAUUUCUUUGACAUCAUAUAUGCCAUGCAUGUGGAGAUCAGCACCGACCCCAGCAAAGCCCCGAAACACGCCGGCCAGAAGAAGACCUACAAAGCUAUAGCCGAGACCUACGCCUUCCUGCCCAGAGAGGCGGUGACCCGUUUCCUGAUGAGCUGUGGAGAGUGUCAGAAGAGGAUGCACAUUAGCACCACAGGACAGGACUACAAAGAGAACGACAGGCCGAGCUCUCUGGUGCUGGAGGUGAUCGACUACAACAUGCCUCUCACCACCACCUACAUGAAGCACAUGAAGCUGCAGUGUAUGAGCAACAACAAGGAUGACGGUUCACUGAGCAGCGAGGAGGAGGCAGAGAUGAGCGAGCCCACAUGGCUCGCAGCUGAUGUGGGAGCAGCGUAUGACCUGAGCUCGCCAAACCGAGGAGAGAGGAUGCGCAAUAGUCCCCAGAACACACACAGCAAGGAGGAUGACGAGGAUUCCUCGUCAGAGAGCGGCAGUGGAAAUGGCCUACCUGCCCUGACCCCUCCCUCCUCCACUGUAACGGACAGCACCAUAGUCAGGGAAACAGAGGUCAUCAAUGGGAACGGUGGCCCAGCCCCACUCGACUUCAGCACGCCUACUUCCUCCUCUUCCUCGUCCGAGGACCAGCAGCCGAUGAACCUCAGUGACCCUCCCCCUCAGCGCCUGCCCCUGUCCUCAUCACAUCUGCCCGUCACUGUGUCGACCGCGGCUGCGGCGCUGCUCGGAGCUCUACAUCCCAGCGCGCCCGAGGAGCUCCGCAGGAAGUACCCACUGGCUGCCAAACCUCCCCUGGCUCCACACCCUGCCCUGCCUCUCCCACUGCCGCACAUACAUAAUGCACACACUCCCAACACACACUCCCAGUCCCACACACACACUGCUGAGCUGCGAUUGGACCGAGAUGGCAGGGACUACGGGGGCAAGUCCCCCCAGUUCAGUUCGGGUGGCAGUUACGACAGCGUGAAGAUGGACUUGGGUGCUGAGGACCUGACCACAGGGCGCCAGGGCGCCCCUGAUGAUGAUGACGAUGACCAUGAUGACCACGAUGACAACGACAAGAUCAACGACACAGAGGGAGUUGACCUGGAGAGACUAAAGGCCUUUAAUAUGUUUGUGCGUCUGUUUGUGGACGAGAACUUGGAUCGGAUGGUUCCCAUUUCUAAACAGCCCAAGGAAAAGAUCCAGGCCAUCAUCGAGUCCUGCAGCAGACAGUUCCCAGAAUUCCAGCAACGCGCCCGCAAGCGCAUCCGCACCUACCUCAAAUCCUGCCGACGCAUGAAGAAGAGUGGCAUGGAGACCCGUCCGACUCCACCUCACCUUACCUCAGCCAUGGCUGAGAACAUCCUGGCUGCCGCCUGCGAGAGCGAAUCACGCAACGCAGCAAAGAGGAUGCGCCUCGAUGCCUAUCAUGACGAGCAGAUCUCUCUGGACAAGCCGUCCGGUGGUGAAGGGGGUCUGAGGGAACCGGCGUCCUUGGCUCACUCCGCCUACUCCUUGGCCGCAUCCGCCUUCUCCUCCCAGGACUCCCAGCUCUACAUCAACGGAGCUGGCCUUAGCUAUGGUUACCGUGGAUUCCCCGGCCUGGGCACUGCCAUGCAAAACCCCGUUUCCCUGACGACCGGCGCUGCUGCUCAGAGCAACGGCCCCACAGACCUCAGCAUGAAAUCUCUCUCCUCUGCCAACAUCAGUAACUCCACCUCCUCAGCCUCCACCAACAACAGCCUGGGUGGGCGGGGCAGCGGAGGUGGAGGAGGGGGCGGGGCAUCGACACAGCUCAGCCAACCGGAGAUCACAGCCGUGCGUCAGCUGAUUGCCGGCUACAGGGAGUCAGCCGCCUUCCUGCUGCGCUCGGCAGACGAGUUGGAGAACCUCAUCCUGCAGCAGAACUGAUUCAGGGGGAACAUGGGAGAACACACACACACACGAACACACACACAUUUCCCAUUAUGUUUGUUUUGUGUCCGUCUGCGUCCCAUGUCUCUCCUAAACGAAGCAGAAUCCCCAGACCUCUCGUUUUUGCGGUUCCCUCCUUCAGAACCUGUGGGCACUAUUUAUUUUCUUGAGGAAAAAUGUGGGAAACUGGGAUAGAGGGAGGAAAACCAAUCCCACCCCCCAUCCCCAAAACAAUCCCCCACAACCUCAAGCCAUCGAUUCCAUUGAUUCUGCCUGAGAAAAAGAACAAAUUAGAAAAAAGGAGCAUUUGGUCUCUGAAGGAAUAUCUUCCUCACCUCUCUGGAAGCACCUCACAAUCAGCACUACACUCUGAGCAAAGGAGAGUGGAGGAGAGAAAGAGAGGAGGAGGAGGAUAAAAGAGGAGUGUAGCUUGGACGAAGAGUGACUGUAAGGCUGUUGAUUCUGCGGCUGUGGCUUCAGAAGAAAAAGACUUUGCCUCGUUGUGGAUGGAGAAGCCAACGGCAUCGAUCAUAACAAUUAAAAAAAUAAUCAAUAUUGACUCCCUGAAUUCGUACUACUGAAGCUUAUUGUAAUAUGGCGAGUGUUUUUUAUUUUAUUUUAUUGAAGUUUUUUAUUUUUUUGGAGUCCAGUGAGCAUUUUUUUGUUUAUUGUUGUUUUUGUUUUGUACUCUUCCCAAGUGACUGAAAGAAAGCAAAGCGGUUUGACUUAUCUUGACGGAUAGCACUAAAUAUGGAAAAGACUUUGAGACCGAAGGGGCGACAGGAUGGAAACUGGAAAAGAAAAAAAGUUAAUGUUUUGUUGAAAAAAAGAAGAAAACGGAGGAGAGAAACUUGUUAUGCUCGCUUGUAUAUAAGCUCUCUUUUGUCCUAUAGCACUUUUUCCUCACCUGAAACCUCACCCUAAACUCCCCAUCCUCCUCACCCCGUCUACCCAGGGAGGAACUUGCUAUUUAUGCAUCCAAAACGCCAUGUGGACGACCAGGAAAUACCUCAGAUCAGACCUGCCAAUUCCAUUUUCAUUCGUCACACACACAUACACAAACGGAUAUACACACACACACUCUGCAAAUGAAUGGUAACAUUCCCACCAGAAGCCAGUAGACUUCUACUUUACCACCUGAUGUCUUCACGGAUUAUAUAUUUUGGGGCGAGAAUCAAACUAUAUUGCACAAAAGACCUGCAAUAUCGAAAAACUAUGAAGCAUUUCAAGAACUGAUGUAAAGAAACACUGAAAUCGUUGAACUUUAUUCUUUUCACCUGUGCAGGUUCAUUUGUGUGCUGCUGUAAAUAAUCAGUUCAUCUUGAAAACUUGAGAAGAAUCAGAGUUGGCAGGUGUGUGUUACUCCGGGAGGUGAUUUACUCCUUAAAGGGGAGGGGGGGGAGGGGUUUUCUUAAAUGUAAGGGGGGUUCAAUGUUGACCACUGGUGGCAAUCGGACCUCCCGCUUCUACUUUCUUUUUUUCUUUUUUACAAAUGUAGAUGUAACGCCAACGAAAACCUCAGCAUCAUUCUGUUUAAAACUCCUCACCUCCCUCGCUACUUCUUCUUCUUCUUCUUCUGCUUCUUCUUCUUCUCUCCAUUGGACCUACUCUUCACCUCUUCUUCGUGGACCUAAACACUUCCUCCUCCCCUCCCUGGUCUACUCCAGGUUUCAGAGGAAGAGGAGGACUGCUCUGUCUUACUGUGUGUGUCUGUUAAACUUGGAGAUGGCCAUUGUUAUUAUUAUUAUGAUUAUAAAGAUGAACUUUCAUGUUGCUGCUGCUAUACAAAAAAUGGACCUUCUGCCAUAGACCUGAAACCUCAACAAAGCCGGGCGUUAGCUAGCCGCAGUGCCCCGUGAAAACUCGACCGACCUCCUGCGACCUUGACUGCAACUCGAUCACAACAAAGCAAAAGGAACACAAAGACUCACAGGAGGACUUGGUGAAAACACUCCUACCUUCAUCCGCUCCCCGUCCUGUCUCUCAGACUGGUUGGUUGGUUUCUUUGCUUUUGCUUCAUAGGGCUUGAUUCAUGAUGUGUUUUGUGACUGUCUGACUGUGAAUACUUCAGAACUUGUUUCUUUCAGUUUAUUCCCAUAUGUUCUCCCUCUGGAGGAAACAGGAAGGGAUGUUCUCAUGGAGCCUUGCACCUUCACUGUGGUACUCUAUAUCAGGCCAACGAUGACACACUUAGAGCACUCAAUGGACAACAUGGUCCAGUUUGUAAGACUGAUUUGUUUUAUGAUGGAUGAAUAUUAAUUUGAUUCCCAAGGAAAGAGAGAUGAGGUGUCACUGAAUUUCUGCAGAUACCUUUUAAAAGAGAAAGUAAAUCCUUCAUCUUAUGGCAUUUAGCUAUGUUGAUAUUACACCUUAUGAAGGUUGUUUUUGUUGCAAGAGCUGAACAUUAUAUGUUUAUAAUAUUCCAGUGGACCUGUUGACCUGCUUAGAGUUCAGCCACAGCCUCUUUGUUAAGGGAAAAGUUUUACAUUUGGGGAAAAUGCUUAUUUGCUUUCUUCUUUUGAGUUUGAUGAGAGAUUGAUACCACCUUCUCAUGUGAACGUUAAAUUUGAAGCCCGAGCAGUUGAUUAACUUAGCUUAGCAUAACGAGUGGAAACUGAGGGAAACGGUGAGUCUAUCUCUGUAAAAAUAUUGAGACAUUCCACCUACUAGCAGCCAUAAAGCUUACUGAUUAACACCUUAUUUCUCUUUUUAAUUCUCAAAAAUAAAAAAUAGAUUUACGGGACUAUUUUUUAGCUAUGAGGAGUGACUUCCUGGAGUGACUUUGAUGUUGUUGACCCCCCCACACCCAUAAAACUACAACUAUUAAUUGUACUGACAUGUUUUAGGAAUUAAACAAGCAAUAUAUAAUGUCUUAAUUAGUCAGAUGUUACAUUCGGACACGGCCAGGCUAGCCGUUUCCCUCUGUUUCCAGUCUAUGUGCUGAGCUAAGCUAACCGUCUCCUGGCUCCAGCUAUACGUGCCGUACAGACAUGAGCGAGGAAACAAUCUUUUCUCUGCAGCAAAGCAAAACGUGAAGCUCUUUCUUUUCAGAGUUGUGACAUCGUGAGGAGCAACUCUUGUUUUUGUUCACCACUACUUAGUGUUGUCUCUUGGUAGCCUACAGUUGCUAACAAAAAAGCCAAAUUGAUUUGAGUUGCUCAAAGCUUCUGGUUUUAUCCAUUAACACCUGAAAAUGAACAGAGAGACAAACGUGACUUCUAUCCUCCCGAGGCUGUGCUCUGUGUUCUCUGCUCCUACUGUGUUUUCUUCUCAGUUCGACUGUCAUGUCACCCAGAUUUGUUCUUUUUUUUCUUUUUGCACACCGAGCGAUGUCAUCCGUGAUUUGAAGGGGGGAAGU
Molecule: messenger RNA, 5740 nt
Organism: Pseudoliparis swirei
Lineage: Eukaryota; Metazoa; Chordata; Actinopteri; Perciformes; Liparidae
Product: nucleolar protein 4-like
Exons: 11
Coding region: 1-2379 (792 amino acids)
Source: RefSeq, a predicted model, not a curated record